This is a messenger RNA of Botrytis cinerea B05.10, 920 nucleotides long. It is a transcript of the gene Bcerv1, whose product is annotated as Bcerv1. Gene Ontology annotation, cellular component: mitochondrion. Gene Ontology annotation, molecular function: flavin adenine dinucleotide binding; flavin-dependent sulfhydryl oxidase activity. The transcript has 2 exons. The record is from RefSeq and is a predicted model, not a curated record. The coding region runs from base 121 to 642 and encodes 173 amino acids. Lineage: Eukaryota; Fungi; Ascomycota; Leotiomycetes; Helotiales; Sclerotiniaceae.
GCUAUGUAACAUUAAGUUAAAUAAUUUCUAUAAAUCGAGACAUUUCUGUACUUUUUUCAAAAUUCAUUACAGAUUUCGUCUCAUCAUUUUCCUUCCUUCUAUCAAAUCAUAAGUGUGGAAAUGGCAGACGAUACACAGGAUGAGUCUGCAAAUACACCGAUCGCGAGCGCGGUCCCUCCAAAAAAGUAUCCCAAAGGUGUAAUAUUGGGAAAAGAUGGGAAACCCUGCCGCACCUGCAACUCCCUCACCUCCUUCACCAGCACCACCAAAUCUCUGCAGACCCCCUCGGCCUCCCCCCCAACCGACUGCCCCCCCUCCAUCGAAACCCUCGGCCGCGCCUCCUGGACCUUCCUACACACGCUCUCGGCCUCCUACCCCAGCACCCCCACCCCCAGCGACCGCACCAACAUAUCGACCUUCAUGAAUCUCUUCGCCCAGCUCUACCCCUGCUGGACCUGCGCCGAGGAUUUCCAAUCCUACAUGGCCGAGAACAAGGUGCGCACCGAGAGUCGCGCCGAGUUCGGCAUGUGGAUGUGCGAGGCGCAUAAUGAUGUGAAUCGGAAGUUGGGGAAGAGGGAGUUUGAUUGCGCGCGCUGGGAAGAGAGGUGGAGGACUGGCUGGAAGGAUGGGAGGUGUGGAUAGGUGGGAGGCUUGAAAUUGAGCUGGAGUUGGGAAUUUGGAAGAGACGGUUCUGUGGAAUGGGGUUCUGUGGAAUGGGAUGGGAGGAUGUGUUAUAUGAAUGGGGAAAGGGUGUAUGAUAUGAUAUAUGAUGAGAUGAGAUGAGGUGAGGUGUAUGAUAUAAUGGCCAGCCCAGCAUAAUUCGGCGUUUCGGGACAAGAUCAAGAAGGUCAUGCAUGAAAGGAGGUAAUCUCGACUCGAAAACUUUAUAUGAAUUUACGAAGAAUUCUCUUCUCACGAUC